UUGGCAGCUCUAAGCAGGACUGGGAUCUCUGUCAUAGAAAACUGUUACUUCAUCCAACCUUAACGGGGAACCAUAAGAAAUUUCUUAAAAAUAUAUAUUUUUUUGUUCUUCCUUAUAGUCUUUUCUUUUUUUACCCCAAAAUCUUGUUAUCCAUCCAUGUUGUUAUGAAUUGCCUGCUAUGCUAGCAAAAGCAUCUCCUGUGUUGGCAUUAGAUUUGCCAGAACAUAUGCAGGAAACCAGAUAGAAGGGCAUGCUUCAACGUACCAAGUAUAACCGCUUCAGGAAUGAUUCGGUGACAUCAGUUGAUGAUCUUAUUCACAAUUUGUCCAUGAACAGCAAGGUCUCAGCAGUUGCUACGAAUUCAACAGCACCUUCGUACCUUGUCUCACCAGCAGUUCUCCGCAAGGACCAAGAAGAUGGACCCACCACCUUGUGUACCCUCAUCCAUAAAGUGUCGCACUUGAAACUCUCUCACACGGGCAGUCUUUUGGGUAUCAAAAGCCUCUCCUCUGCAGUAAAGGAGCUCGCUGUCUCCAAGUUGCAGGGAAGCUCGAGUGCUUCUAGCUCAGCAGCAGGGGCUUCAGACAACACAUGUAACCUUGUCUCUGCUGCUUCGUGUUCUCAGCAGGAGGUGAGCAAGAUGAGUAUGGGGAAAAAAACACAGUCAGAGGAAAUGCACCCAGGAGGUGAAGACUGGAAUCAAAGUAGCAGCUUUGUCAAUAAACCCCCUCAAGGAUGGCUGCACUCGAGUGAAAAGAUCCUGGGACCUGGUGUGACGUACAUUGUGAAGUACUUGGGGUGUAUAGAAGUCUUACGCUCAAUGAGAUCUCUUGACUUCAAUACUAGAACACAGAUUGCAAGGGAAGCAAUCAGUCGUGUUUGUGAAGCUGUGCCUGGUGCCAAAGGAGCCUUCAAGAAACGAAAGCCACCAAGCAAAGUUCUUUCUAGCAUCUUGGGGAAAAGCAAUCUUCAGUUUGCAGGAAUGAGCAUAAUGCUGAAUAUCUCCACCACCAGCUUAAACCUAAUGACUCCUGAUACAAAACAGAUCAUAGCAAAUCACCAUAUGCAAUCCAUUUCCUUUGCAUCUGGAGGAGAUCCGGAUACAACUGACUAUGUUGCAUAUGUAGCUAAGGAUCCUGUUAAUCGGAGAGCUUGUCAUAUACUGGAAUGCUGUGAUGGCCUGGCUCAGGAUGUCAUCAGCACCAUAGGGCAGGCAUUUGAGCUUCGAUUCAAGCAAUACUUGCGAUGCCCCUCUAAGAUACCUACUUUCCAUGAUAGGGUGCAGAGUUUUGAUGAGCCAUGGAUAGAGGAAGAUAAUGAGACAAGAGAACAUCCUUAUUACAACAACAUCCCAAAUAAAAUCCCCCCACCUGGCGGCUUCAUUGAUGUCAGGCUCAAAACAAGACUCCCCAGUGUUGCAGAUACAGCUCAGUCUGCAGCAGGAGUGGGAGAGCAAAUCUAUUACCAGAGUCGUCACUUAAGAGACAAAUUCAAUGAAGACUGGCAUCAUGGGCCUGUUAAGCAAGGAUCUCUGGAUAUUUGUAGUAUGCUAGAAGGGAAAUCACAAGUAACCAAAACAGCAGAGAUGCCAACAUACGUGAACACCCAGCAUAUAAAUAUAGAAGCUCUAUUGGCACUUCAGGCAGAUGCUGAAAGCACCAUCAGUGGAACAGCAGAUGAUACCAAAGAGAGCAGCCCAGGAAAAGAUCUGUUUGACAUGACAGAACCAUUUGAAGAUGCCCUCAAGAACCAAACGUCUGAGGCUGUGUUGAGUAAAUCCACCUCCAUUGGAGGCAACAGUCCUCUUUUAUCCAGAGCAUCUGACUGGACUGUAGCUGAAGAGCUGAGUACAGAGCCAUGGUAUCAAGGAGAGAUGAGCAGGAAAGAAGCAGAACAGCUGUUAAAGAAAUGUGGAGACUUCCUCGUGAGGAAGAGUACCACGAAUCCCGGCUCCUAUGUGCUGACAGGCAUGCACAAUGGACAAGCCAAGCAUCUUCUUUUGGUGGACCCAGAAGGAACUGUUCGUACAAAAGAUCGUGUCUUUGACAGCAUAAGUCAUCUCAUCAAUCAUCAUCUUGAGAAUAAUUUGCCAAUAGUUUCUUCUGGGAGUGAACUCUGCCUGCAGCAGCCUGCUGAAAGGAAACACUGACUCCAGAUAAC
Molecule: messenger RNA, 2160 nt
Organism: Chroicocephalus ridibundus (black-headed gull)
Lineage: Eukaryota; Metazoa; Chordata; Aves; Charadriiformes; Laridae
Gene: SHC3
Product: SHC adaptor protein 3
Exons: 12
Coding region: 251-2149 (632 amino acids)
Biological process (GO): intracellular signal transduction; cell surface receptor protein tyrosine kinase signaling pathway
Cellular component (GO): plasma membrane
Molecular function (GO): receptor tyrosine kinase binding
Source: RefSeq, a predicted model, not a curated record